This is a messenger RNA of Drosophila innubila, 2137 nucleotides long. Its product is annotated as transcription factor btd. Lineage: Eukaryota; Metazoa; Arthropoda; Insecta; Diptera; Drosophilidae. Gene Ontology annotation, molecular function: DNA-binding transcription factor activity, RNA polymerase II-specific; RNA polymerase II cis-regulatory region sequence-specific DNA binding. Bases 1 to 1887 code for a protein of 628 amino acids. The record is from RefSeq and is a predicted model, not a curated record. The transcript has 3 exons. Gene Ontology annotation, biological process: regulation of transcription by RNA polymerase II.
AUGACUGACGCCGCCUGCAAUUAUUUGGAUCACUUUGCAUUGUCUCAACCGAAGACAGUGCCGCAGCCUUAUCAGCAGCAGCAACAUUUGCAGUUGACAUCAUCGUCACCAGAGCAACAUGAUGGUCAACAGCAGCAACCAAGGCAUGAUUUCAUUAACGAAUGCAACUCGAAUGCUUCCUCUUUAUUAACAUUAUAUGCCAAACAAAAAAUUGCAUCAAAAGAGACAACAGCAUCAAUGUCAAUGUCAACGUCAACAUCAAUAUCAGCAUCACACCAAGGAAUGCCGCAAAUGAAAUUGGAAAUGCAAUAUCCGCCGCUGGCAUCAUCCACUGGUAGUGCAUCGCCCAACUCCAGCAUAUCGCAAUCAGCAGCUUCCUCGGCAUCGGUCUCACCCAGCAUUUUUCCAUCUCCAGCGCAAUCGUUUGCCUCCAUAUCGGCUAGUCCAUUGACUCCCGUAGGUGGCUCUUCCUCGGUCUCAUCCUCAUCAUCGGCAUCCGCAUCGGCGGCAGUGGCAGCAGCCGCAGCAGCAGCUGCGGCUGAUUUAGGUGCCGCGGCGGUGGCUAGUGCUGCUUAUGGCUGGAAUACGACUACCUACACUUCGCUGCCAACUAGAGCUCAAUAUCCGUAUGCGCAAUACGCCACCGAUUACUACGGUAAUGUGGCAACGGUUGGCGUGGCAGCAUCGGCAUCGGCCGCAUGGUUCUCACAUCAGGAGCGCUUGUAUCAGCCGUGGUCAUCACAAAGUUACCCAAGCUUUAAUUUCGACGACAUCGCCUUUCAGACGCAGCUCCAACGUCGUUCCGUGCGAUGUACCUGUCCAAACUGCACCAACGAAAUGAGCGGAUUACCACCGAUUGUUGGGCCUGAUGAGCGUGGGCGCAAGCAGCACAUCUGCCACAUACCAGGCUGUGAGCGCCUUUACGGCAAAGCGUCACACCUCAAAACCCAUUUACGGUGGCACACCGGCGAACGUCCGUUCCUCUGUCUCACUUGUGGAAAACGCUUUUCGCGCUCCGAUGAACUUCAGCGCCAUGGACGUACACACACCAACUAUCGGCCAUACGCCUGUCCCAUUUGCUCAAAAAAGUUCUCCCGCAGCGAUCAUCUUAGCAAGCACAAGAAGACCCAUUUCAAGGAUAAAAAAAAGACUAGAAAAGCGCUGGUUGCCGAGGCCAAGUCACAGUCAACAUCCAUUAAGCAGGAGAGGUCGGAUAAGACCACCACUAACACUAAGAAGAGCAUCAUCAAGAACACAACGGCGACAGCGUUGAAACAGGAGCACCCGGAUGCUCCAAGUGGUUUGGGAUACGCACCUUACAUAAAUCUUUAUCAGCAAUCUUCAGCAGUCUCUACUGAUCUGCCACUUGUACCACCACCACCACUGUUCCAGCCGCAGCAUCAGGGAGAUUCUCUUAACAGAAGCAGAUAUGACAUCUGGAAUAAUAUCAUCAGUAGCAAUAGCAACGACAUGAAUCAAACUACCUCAGAAAAUGCCAUAUCGGUAAGAUCAUUGGAAAAUUCCAACAGUAACAGCAACAGUAACAGCAACAGUAACAGCAACAGUAACAGCAACAGCAACAGCAACAGCAGCAGCAGUAACCAGACGCAACACUAUGCAGUGCUUGCCAUGCAGAGUGAGUCACAUCUGUCAACGGAGUACGGUUUAACCAUGUCGGGCUUGGCAACCGGAGCGGGCAGCGAUAGCAGUUGCAACAUUGGUGCCAUAAAGUCCGAUUACGCCGGCAGCUAUCCGUCAGAGUUUGCGAACACCACCGGAUAUGGCUAUGUGCAUCAUCAUCAUGCUGCUCAUACCCAUGCCCAUGCUCAUCAUCAUCAUCAUCAAAAUGCGUGGGCCGCCGCCUAUCAUCCACAUGCAACGGCCUAGGCAUAAGUUAGGAUUAAUAAUCAAAUUAAUCCAUGUUGUUAACACAAAAAAUGUGCAUUUGAUUUUCAUUUUAUAUACAUUUUUUUUUUGGUAGUAAAUUCGGCUGAAACCGCCAUAAUAUUGCGUAUGUUACGUAUAAGUAUGUAUGUAUAUCAAGAUAUACAAUAAUUCAUUCUAAUCAAUCACAAACGUAUACCGAUGUCUUCUAGUUUUUAUUUUGCUAGUAAAUAUACAAAUACAAAACAUUACA